CGCUCUGCCCGGGGCGCUACCUUCAUUCUGUGAGACCAUGGCGAGCGACAUAGACUCGAAGAGCAGGACAGUCUCUGUCAGACUGCAGGCUCGGCAUGUUGUCGUCCUUCAUACGCUUUCCGCCUUGACGGCGUUUGGAUCUGCGCUGCUGGUCGGCUGUGCACUUCACUACCGCAAGAUUGUCCAAAACGCAUGGUAUGGCUACCCUCAAGAGUGGUUUCCGUCCGUGUCUGCGACCAUUGGCGAUCGUUACCCCGAACGGAGCGUGUACCAACUUGGCCUGGCCUUGACGGCGCCUUCUCGCUUUGCCAUGCUCUCCAUCCUUGCCGUCGCCGUCAGAUCACGGUGCAGUCAACUGGCCCUACCUCUGCUGCUCGUCGGCACGCUCAGAAGCAUCGCCGCAGGCGGCUUUACCUACGUUACUUCUUCGGACGAUCCGUACGCGCAUGAUGUCUUCAUGAUCUCCUAUCUGGUGCUCACAAUACUCUGGCAAGGGAUAUGUUGGUAUGCCUCUGGCACGGUGCAAGCGCGGCUCUGGCGAAAACGCUUCACCGUCUCCUUCUAUGCAACUCUCGUGCCGCUCGUCUACUGGUAUAUCCAGCACAAGGUCAAACGACAGGCAGGCGCAUAUUCAAUCUACAGCCUGUUCGAAUGGUCCAUCAUCAUUCAGGAUGUCCUGUUUGACGCCGCAAAUUACUUUGAUCUCGAAGGGCUUGCAGUCACUGUGCAGGGUCAAGUCGCGCAUGCGCCUCUCGCCCCAGAGGCGACGUUAUCUGCCGCGCCGCUGAACAGGGUCAAACCAAUGCCCCGCACACCUUACGCAAAAUCGCUGGCGGCUCUGCGUGCGCUGACACCUUUCGAAGCUGCCAACUUUGUAGCAGAUGUCUACCUAGAUUUUCUUUUCUGGUCGACUUGGUCAGCUCAUGCGCUCACUAUCUUUUUCUUUUCGGUCUAUGACAUGGGCAUGGCCGGCAAAGAAGUCAACCUGUUGACGACGCUCUCGCCAUUCUUGCUAUGCAUCCGACCGUUGCGCAACUUGGCCGUGCAAUACCCAGCUCUAUUCCAUGCAGCGAGUCUGGCAGGCUUGGGUUCAUACAGGUGGUACUCCUACUGGCCGAGACUGCACUAUACUGCUCUUGCCAAUGGCGUCCAGGCCUUUUCGUAUGGCGCCACGUGGUGGGCCGCUGCCGCUUCGCCCGCAAGGAUUGACUAUAAAGCCAAUACAUUUCUACUCGGACUGAUUCUGCACGUAGUCGCCAAAUUUGCAAACCACAGCAACAACCCGAUCUGGCCUGUCAUGACAGAGGUCAAUGGCGGUUGGAACAAAUCCGGUCUUGCGCUAGCUGGUCUUGCCAUCGUGCUCCUAACUCUCCGUCCGCGUCCCAGGGUGCCUCAAAAGCGAGCGAGUGAUGCCCGAGGCUACGCCGUCAUAUCUGCUCUCGCGCUAGCAGCCAUGCUCUUCUGUCUUCACUCACUGCUCAGUGACUCUGGCACAAUCAUUGCUUACGGUUGGACGGGCUAUCCCGUCAAGGGUCCCCAGGCAUUUCCUCAUGGCAUCAUGACGAUUGCUGCAAUGUGCAUCGGCGUCUAUGUCUCGAAUUCAAAGUAUCGCUUCGUCGUGCGCACGCCCGCCUGGUCACUCGCAGGCAUCAUGGCAUUCGCGAACCUGACGUUACACUCUGAUUGGCACGGCUUCUUCGGAGGCUUAGCCUUUGCGAUCUAUGUGACGUCAAGUUUCCCAACACUCCUUCAAGCAGCCAGCCAACACUCGCCAGCCCUGACCUUUGGUCUCGCCUGGUUGUUCUACAAGCUUUUCGCAGUCGUCAAUACAUUCACGGUAGCAUACGCAUUCGUGCCAGGGGGUACCUACUUUCGCGAAAGAACCAACACGGUCAACAUCGUCAUGCUCGCUUGCAUUGUCAUUGGCCUUUUCAAUGUCAAGGAUCUGCCGCGACCAGGACUGGCUGCUCGCACGCUGAGACAUCUGCGACUUGCAGCUCUAGUCAUGCUCCUAGCUGUCGCCUGCCUUGCUGGCUCGCUUCGCAAAGUUGCCCGCGCGUCUAUCGAGCCUUUCACCGCGCCAGAACACCGCAUGUUCACAGGCGGUAUCCAAUGUCUGCAUUUCGGUCUCGAUACCUAUAUGUGGGAAAGUAAUAGACGACUACUUGACCUCUUGCGAGAUGCCCAGGUCGACGUCAUGGGCUUCCUAGAAUCAGACUUGCAGCGCAUCGUGACGGGCAACCGUGAUAUGACUCAGUACGUCUCCGAGACGCUCGGCUAUCAUGUCGAUUUGGGUCCAGGCCCGAAUAAGCAUACCUGGGGUGCUGCGCUGCUUUCCAAGUUCCCCAUCAUCAACUCGACGCACAUCCUUUUGCCCAGCCCUCAUGGCGAGCUCGCGCCUGCUAUACAUGCCACUCUGCUUAUCUAUGGCACGCUUGUGGAUGUUUUGAUCAGUCACAAUGGGCAAGAAGAAGACACGCUCGAUCGGCAGCUUCAAAGCGAGACGCUAGGCCGCAUCAUGGCUGAUAGCUAUCCGCGACCGUUCGUCUUCCUUGGCUAUGUCGUCACGAAGCCGCAAGCACCCAAGCCAGCGCCAUACUACUACCUCAAGGAAGAUGGUAGAAUGAUGGACAUCGAUCCGAGCGAUAGCGACAGAUGGUGUCAAUACAUCUUCUGGCGUGGCCUGCGACGAACGGCAUAUGGCCGCCUGCAUCGCGGCAAGCCAGGCAUCAGCGAUACCGAGCUACAGAUCGCAAGAUUCCAUGUGCCCACCACGCCCAUCAAUCCCGGCAAAGAUCUCGCCGGCUUCAGGCGGGUGCCAGAUGAACAUCUUCCUCUGCAAUGGCGACUGCCAGAUAUCUUCAAAGGCGAAGGUAUUCGGGGACAUCGCUAUCAUGCGCUUCUCAAAGACGGUAAAGAGGGUCUAGCCUGGCAUUAUCUAGAGGAAGACUACUAUCAGCGCGAGAUCGCAUCGUUCUAUGAGAACGACACUGCAAAAUGAAGACCGCAACGCAACUGUUGUUGUAUGCUCUGUGCAAUACAUCGGCCUUGUCCUAAUGCUACUGCCCACUCUGCAGUUUCGUACAUAUACACGACACACGGCACAUAUUUGCUCUCAGUCAGCAGGCUACCUCCUCUUCCACGGCGGCGACCAGGCUUUCCUGCCCUCUGCACCCGCUGAUGUCGUACCUGAGCUAUCUCUGGCCAUACCGGCCGAUGGCUUGACGUUAUUGAAGAGCUCUGUGGAUAUCGGCUGGGCAGUCAACGUGAACGGCUGCGGCUCUAGCUUGUCCGCCCUCCGCCUUGGUCGUGCCGAGGAAUUGGGCACAGUCCUAGACCGCUUGACUUGGACGCCAUUGCUAUUGAUGGGUAUAUCGUCGCUGAUAGGGGGUAUUGCUGGGGCCAGCGAGGGUUGCGAAACCGAAAGUGGCUUUACACGAGACGCAUUGGGUAUUUGGUCCAAGUGGCUUCUCCUACGUCGACCAUUCUGGCUCUUCUCGG
Molecule: messenger RNA, 3501 nt
Organism: Mixia osmundae IAM 14324
Lineage: Eukaryota; Fungi; Basidiomycota; Mixiomycetes; Mixiales; Mixiaceae
Exons: 8
Coding region: 38-3001 (987 amino acids)
Biological process (GO): GPI anchor biosynthetic process; fungal-type cell wall organization
Cellular component (GO): endoplasmic reticulum
Source: RefSeq, a predicted model, not a curated record